Messenger RNA from Spizellomyces punctatus DAOM BR117, 1544 nucleotides. RefSeq lists its product as uncharacterized. The record is from RefSeq and is a predicted model, not a curated record. Gene Ontology annotation, molecular function: zinc ion binding; ubiquitin protein ligase activity. Gene Ontology annotation, cellular component: cytoplasm. Lineage: Eukaryota; Fungi; Chytridiomycota; Chytridiomycetes; Spizellomycetales; Spizellomycetaceae. The coding region runs from base 248 to 1432 and encodes 394 amino acids. The transcript is spliced from 13 exons.
GAUCACAGCAGCAAGCCUAUGGGAAAACACAGCAGCAAUCUAUAUCAAAUGUGUAUUGGUCAGGCAAAGUGGCAAUCUUGAGGGACUCUAGCCAUUUUCAGUUGUCAUUUUUGGGCAUUAUACUGUAUAUUAGAAUGCCGCCAAAGUACAAACAUACGAUUGUCUGUGUCAUCAACCGUUCAUGCUGUCACAGCGAUUGUGUAAAGUCUGGUUGAGGAGGAAUCACAACCGUUUCUUGAAAAACUGAAUGUUGUAUAACGGUCGCGUCGUGCUGGUGCAGUGCGAACUCCUCCCAGAGCCAGCCAACAUUUUCAAGAAUCCCAUGGCGGAAACAAAGGGUGACGAUACCAAUACCAUUACCGCUGUAGACUACCUGUUACAGCAGGAGCAGCUCGUUCUUGAAGCUUCAGAGGUUCUACCGGGAGUAAUAGAUCGGUGCUCCUUUAACGACGGAUAUUUGCGGCAAAAAGUGUAUGCUUGCAAAACAUGCCAAGCGUCCGGUGACCGUGCAGCUGGUGUAUGCUAUGGAUGCUUUGUCUCUUGUCAUACAACGCAUGAAGUUGUCGAACUCUUUUAUAAAAGACAUUUUCGAUGUGAUUGCGGAACCGCGGCAAUGCCAGGAAAAUGCUCUUUGCAGAAGAAAGACGGGGCAAAUAACGUUGAGAACACAUACAAUCACAAUUUUGCCGGAGAGUUCUGCUACUGCAAUACUCCUUACGACCCGGAGACGGAAGAGGGAACCAUGUACCAAUGUAUUAUAUGUGAAGAUUGGAUGCACGAUCGAUGCAUCGGAAAGGACUUGGAUGAUGAAGUGUAUUCCUCAUACGAUUACAUCUGUCGCAAUUGUGUUAGCAGACUUCCUUUCAUACGGAAAUAUUUCGAUUGCCCAAGGUUUCUCUUCAUGGAAGGAUCAGUAAACGAGGAAACGAAAGUCACCGAUCCAUCGAUUCAGACUAAACGCCCGAGACAUGAUGACGAUGAACAUGUUGCUCCGAGCAAAAGACUGCGUCUAGAGGCAGAGGCCACGGGGGAAACUCUAUGCCUAAUUGCAGAUAAGGAAGUUCCACCGGUCCAAAACGCGUCUGUACCCGACCUAUUUUGCAAGGAGGGCUGGCGUGAAGAGUUGUGUCAAUGCAAGCAGUGUCAAGCUAUCUACAUCGACGAAAAUGUGUCCUUCAUUACACUUGAGGAAGAAACAUUUGAACCAGAAGAAGAUUUAGAUGCAGAUGAGUCCAUCCACGAUAUGGGAUUGAAAAGACUCAACAGCAUGGAUCGAGAAAUGGCCAUCAAUGGUGUAUUGGCCUAUCAGAAAAUGAAGGAGGAUCUGAAGAAUUACCUGAAGACUUUUGCAGAGUCCAAGCAAACGGUGACAGCUGACGAUAUUCGACAAUAUUUUGCGGACAAAUUGGAGGAACGAAAGGCAAAGUCCUGAUGGAGAGUGUCCGUAAAUAAUAAGACAGGGUCUUUGUUUGUAAUGGCUGCGCACUCGAUUGUAAUAUGACCGUAAAUGGAAGUGCAAUUUGUUUCUUUUUUGGAUGGACCAA